Molecule: messenger RNA, 3784 nt
Organism: Acomys russatus (golden spiny mouse)
Lineage: Eukaryota; Metazoa; Chordata; Mammalia; Rodentia; Muridae
Gene: Ebf3
Product: EBF transcription factor 3
Exons: 17
Coding region: 65-1954 (629 amino acids)
Biological process (GO): regulation of transcription by RNA polymerase II
Molecular function (GO): DNA-binding transcription factor activity, RNA polymerase II-specific; RNA polymerase II cis-regulatory region sequence-specific DNA binding
Source: RefSeq, a predicted model, not a curated record
CCCGAGCGUCGCCGACCGCGGACGCGCUUUCGGCCGGGAGCCGCGGUCGCCGCCAGCAGUGUUCAUGUUUGGGAUUCAGGAGAAUAUUCCGCGUGGGGGGACGACCAUGAAGGAGGAGCCGCUGGGCAGCGGCAUGAACCCGGUGCGCUCGUGGAUGCACACGGCAGGCGUGGUGGACGCCAACACGGCCGCCCAGAGCGGCGUGGGGCUGGCGCGGGCGCACUUCGAGAAGCAGCCACCUUCCAACCUCCGGAAAUCCAAUUUCUUCCACUUCGUGCUGGCACUCUACGACAGGCAGGGGCAGCCAGUGGAGAUCGAAAGGACCGCUUUUGUGGACUUUGUGGAGAAAGAGAAAGAGCCGAACAACGAGAAAACCAACAAUGGCAUUCACUAUAAGCUGCAGCUACUCUACAGCAACGGCGUCAGAACAGAGCAAGAUUUGUAUGUCCGCCUCAUAGACUCAAUGACCAAACAGGCCAUCGUUUAUGAAGGCCAGGACAAGAACCCAGAGAUGUGCCGCGUGCUGCUGACCCACGAGAUCAUGUGCAGCCGAUGCUGUGACAAGAAGAGUUGUGGCAAUAGAAACGAGACGCCCUCAGACCCUGUAAUCAUUGACAGAUUCUUUCUAAAGUUCUUCCUCAAGUGCAAUCAGAACUGCUUGAAGAAUGCAGGCAACCCACGGGACAUGCGGAGGUUCCAGGUCGUUGUAUCGACAACAGUCAACGUGGACGGCCACGUGCUGGCCGUGUCUGACAACAUGUUUGUGCACAACAAUUCCAAACACGGGAGGCGGGCCCGCCGCCUCGACCCGUCAGAAGGUACGGCCCCUUCUUAUCUGGAAAAUGCCACUCCGUGCAUCAAGGCCAUCAGCCCCAGUGAAGGCUGGACCACGGGGGGCGCCACUGUGAUCAUAAUUGGGGACAACUUCUUUGACGGUCUACAAGUUGUGUUCGGAACUAUGUUGGUGUGGAGCGAGCUCAUCACCCCCCAUGCCAUCCGAGUGCAGACACCGCCACGGCACAUCCCUGGAGUUGUUGAAGUCACCCUCUCCUACAAGUCUAAGCAGUUCUGCAAAGGCGCUCCUGGACGCUUCGUCUACACUGCCCUUAAUGAGCCAACCAUAGAUUACGGCUUCCAGAGGUUGCAGAAAGUGAUACCCAGACAUCCAGGUGACCCUGAAAGGUUACCCAAGGAAGUGUUGCUGAAGAGGGCAGCAGACCUCGUGGAAGCCUUGUACGGGAUGCCUCACAACAACCAGGAGAUCAUCCUGAAGAGGGCGGCCGACAUCGCUGAGGCAUUAUACAGCGUUCCCCGCAAUCACAACCAGAUCCCUACCUUGGGCAACACUCCGGCACACACUGGCAUGAUGGGUGUGAACUCCUUCAGCAGCCAGCUAGCCGUUAACGUGUCAGAGACCUCACAAGCCAAUGACCAAGUCGGCUACAGUCGCAAUACAAGCAGCGUGUCCCCGCGAGGCUACGUCCCCAGCAGUACUCCCCAGCAGUCCAAUUACAACACAGUCAGCACUAGCAUGAAUGGAUAUGGAAGUGGCGCCAUGGCCAAUCUAGGGGUCCCUGGCUCGCCUGGAUUUCUUAAUGGCUCCUCCGCUAACUCUCCCUACGGCAUAGUGCCGUCCAGCCCCACCAUGGCAGCCUCUUCGGUCACCCUCCCUUCAAACUGUAGCAGCACACACGGCAUUUUCUCAUUCUCACCUGCCAAUGUCAUCUCCGCAGUGAAACAGAAGAGCGCUUUUGCGCCCGUGGUCCGGCCCCAAGCCUCUCCUCCUCCUUCCUGCACCAGCGCCAAUGGGAAUGGACUGCAAGGCUCUCUGCUGGGUGCCGAGGACGCAACCGUGGAGAAGACAAACUGGCCCUUUUGUGAAGUCGGUGGUAUAUUCCACUUUGAUGAACUAAUGCUCAAAAAAGGAACUGGAAAGCUAUGUCUGGGCUGGUAGUCCCGCCCAUGUGAGGGACUCUGUUUACCUUCACAGCACCCGGCAUCCAAGAACGGACUUCAGGGGACACGUGUAGUGUGUUAUGACAUGCUGAUGGAAACAAUAUCUUCAAAACUAAAAAUCGGCAACCGUUGAAUGCUUCAAAAGACACUUAAAAGACUUUAUUUAAACUGUUAAGAAUCAACACGCAAACAAGCCUACUCCUUCAUGAACAAUUCCAUUUUAUUGACCGAACUUUUCUCAUAUUUUCACAUUUCUCAGUCCUGAAGAUUAAGGAAAACAAAGCGACGCCUAUUUUGUAUAAAGUUUCUGAUUCCGUCUUGGCUGUCUAGUGCGUGCUAUCUGUGUGGGGAGAAGCUUCGUGAAUAUGCACCAUUUUGAUGCCCAUGCAACACUGAGGAAGAAAGCCUCGAAACAUUUUUCUGUACUCAUAUUUAGAUUCACAAUGGUUGUGUAUCUCUAUAAUGUGAAAUAUUUUUUUGUGGUGAAAAGGGGGCCAAGGAGGUAUGAGCCAUUAACUGGAACAGAGGAGGAUAUGAUUAGGUGAACUUGGGGUGGCAGGGAGGGGGAGGGGCUUAUCAUUGCUUAACUUCAUCUUAAUGAAAUGAAACUUUGUAACUUAUUGUAGUUAGAAAUUGUAACUUUGAUAUCGAAUCUCUUGCCUUCAACAAGCACACUGACAGAGGAAAAAAAAUAUGCUACUGUCUGUUGGUUCCAAUAUUCUCCCACUUAGAGCUUCCUGUUAAAGCAAGUGCGAUCGGCAACAUUUUUUCAACUUUCGCGCCGCACUGUAAACCUAAUUGCAUUCUUAGGCUACUGUGAGGUCUAUGUUUCUUGUACCUGAAAUUGUCCUUUUGACUUCUAGACCCUUCUUCCCCGAUGUGUUUUGUAUGUGGUUAUAAAAUUGUAGACUUUUGUGAUUUUGCCAAAGUUGUAGCUAAAUAUUUAUACACUUGUCUUGAAUUUUUUUCAGAUCCACUUAAAAUAUUUAGAAAAAACGAGUUUUAUUCCUUAUGUGUCUUAUAGGGGAUAAAAUGCUCUUUCAUGCGACACUUCCUUUCCCAUGAACACUUGCAGUUGCUAAGGGACUUUAUUUUGUAACAUAUCAAUUAUAAAUAUUGUAUUUAUCUUUGAAAUUUUGUACAUUGCUUUCCCCACCUUCUUUUUUCAUGUCUGUAUUGGUGUUUGAUCCUGCCCAGUGUUGUAACACAGGGAAAGAGCAGACACCAAGAAAUGUCUGUUUAAUCUGUUUCGUUGAAAUGAACCAAUGUCCUCACAUUUCAUUUGUACUUAAACCAUUUGCUAUUGUUUAGGCUUUCCAUCCCCCCCUUUUUUUAUGUUGAGGAAAAGUCAAAUUCAUUGUUUAUUUUUAUAUUAUUUUUAAGUUAUCUGAACAAAUGCUUUUGAAAAGAAAAGUUUGUUGUAUAGUCAGAAGAAAACGGUGUCAGCGGCCGUGACAAACCCUCGUAGCUUCUGUGCAUGUGGAGCGGCCAUGAAGGGGCCACACCGUCCGGGGCUGUGUCCUGUUUUAUUUUUUAUUUUUAAUUCUUUUUUUGUAGAAUGUAAAAAAAAGUCAUUUUAGCUGCCACCUAUGACUUUGCCACAUAGCUGAACUGUGUUUACUGGAAAAAUUCAGAGGCCUAAACUUUAAAAUAAAAUUUACUUCCGAUGUUUUAAUUACAAAUGUUUGCCACAUUAACUUCUCUGAUGCCUUAAAAGUGGACUUCUUUGAAGAAUUUCUGUGCUAUUUUAUCACAGGAUUAUACCACAAUUGUUAAUAUCUGAAGACUGAUGAUGAACACACACACGCACUCACACGCACACACAAAC